UGGGCCAGUCAACACCAGCCAGGCUCACCACAGGGCUGCUACAUGUGUGUGUGCUCUCGCUGCCCCUACCCCCAACAACAACAAUAGUCUGGCUCACACUUUACUCUUGAGGCUCCCCAAUCAUCUGCCCGUCUGUGCGUUUAUUUUGCCGUAUGGCAUAUUGGCGUCACUGGCUUAGCGUUUUGGCUUGGUGUUUCAGCUUGGCAGGCUUCGUGAUUCACCGUUAACGGGUACACGCCGGGGCGCCUCCCAUCCCACCAGCGUCGUCGCCCCUAAGUCAACAACAACACUAUUCCAAAAUGGUAGAUGUAAAUCUUAGCGAUGCAGAGAAAAGAUAUAUUGUGGAUGGAGUAAAGUUAGGUACUAGAGUGGAUGGUCGAAACCACCUUGAUUAUCGACAGCUUGAAAUAGAAACUAGUCUAGUUUCUACAGCUAAUGGUUCAGCUCGAAUUAGGCUUGACCGUACAGAUGUUUUAAUUACAAUCAAAAUGGAAAUGGAACCACCACAGCUAGACCAGCCCAGAAAUGGACAACUCCAUUUUUUUGUAAACUGUUCUGCUAAUGCAGCUCCAGAGUUUGAAGGCAGAGGUGGUGAGGAUUUGGCUACAAGUUUGAGUUCCAUGUUGGAACGAGUAUAUUCUUCCCCACACACUUUAGACACUUCGAAGCUUUGUGUUGUCCCAGGCAAGCAUGUGAAAGUGCUGUAUGUUGAUAUUGAGGUCUUAGAAUGUGGUGGAAAUUUGUUUGAUGCUGUUAGUUUGGGAGUGAAGGCAGCGCUCUGGGCCACCAAGAUGCCAAGAAUUUACAUUACAGGAGAAGAUGGUGGAGAGUUGGAGUUCUCAAUGUCGGAUAACCCACAUGAUGUAGACAGACUGGAUGUCUCCAAUGCCCCAAUUCUUAUUACUCAUCUGCGGAUAACAGAGAAUCUGACAGUUGUUGAUCCAACUCCUGAAGAAGAAUGCUGUGGUCCUGUGCAGAUAGUGGUUGGUGUUACCCCAAAAGGCUUAAUUACUGCAACUCAACAGUUUGGUUCAGGAACAUUUACACCUCAGACACUAAGUGCUUCUAUCAAGAGUGCAAGAGACCUCGGAGUAAAGAUUCACCAGCAACUUAUGCAAAAGUUACAGCAAGAAGAAACCAUUGUGGAUAGGGCAAUAAAAGGGUUUCUUUAGCUCUGUAUAUAUUUAACCUACCUAAUUUAUAUAUAAUUUCAU
Messenger RNA from Procambarus clarkii (red swamp crayfish), 1214 nucleotides. RefSeq names its product exosome complex exonuclease RRP42. Gene Ontology annotation, biological process: exonucleolytic trimming to generate mature 3'-end of 5.8S rRNA from tricistronic rRNA transcript (SSU-rRNA, 5.8S rRNA, LSU-rRNA); TRAMP-dependent tRNA surveillance pathway; U1 snRNA 3'-end processing. Lineage: Eukaryota; Metazoa; Arthropoda; Malacostraca; Decapoda; Cambaridae. Gene Ontology annotation, molecular function: mRNA 3'-UTR AU-rich region binding. Gene Ontology annotation, cellular component: cytoplasmic exosome (RNase complex); nuclear exosome (RNase complex). The record is from RefSeq and is a predicted model, not a curated record.